This is a messenger RNA of Lampris incognitus (smalleye Pacific opah), 3812 nucleotides long. RefSeq names its product vav 2 guanine nucleotide exchange factor (gene vav2). Gene Ontology annotation, cellular component: cytoplasm. The transcript has 27 exons. The record is from RefSeq and is a predicted model, not a curated record. NCBI's taxonomy places the organism in Eukaryota, Metazoa, Chordata, Actinopteri, Lampriformes, Lampridae. The coding region runs from base 812 to 3340 and encodes 842 amino acids. Gene Ontology annotation, biological process: regulation of GTPase activity; cell migration; intracellular signal transduction. Gene Ontology annotation, molecular function: guanyl-nucleotide exchange factor activity; protein binding.
GACUCUCCGGAGGAGGAGGAGGAGGAGGAGGAGGAUGAAGAGGGAGGCGCUGUAAGGGACGCGUUUCGAGACUUCCAAGUUUUGGGGGAAAGGUGUACUUUGAGGACGCGGCGCACUUUAAAGGCGGGUAGGUGGCUCCGUUCUCAGUUCAACAACUGGACAAGACGUACUCGCGUCGCCGCGCUACACCCCCACCCCCCACCACCUCACCCUCCACCCACAUACGCAUCGUAUGGAAUAAUUAGGGGUAGCGUGCUGUUCGCCCGACGACGCCGGAGAUGUGGCGCAGAACAUAGGGGGGGCAGAUCCGACAAGCGCUCAGCGUUUCGCCGUUGACCCGCCGCUCUCGCAGGCGUCUGCUGGAUAUGCCGAGAAAAGUUCUGGAGAAUGAAGAAGAGGAAAUCCCCGUAGCGCGGGUUUCUCUCCGGUUGCCUCACCGCCGUGUUUUUCUCUGCGAUCGUCCCCCGAUACUCGCGCUCAGGAGGGCAGGAAGACAGCGGCGGGGCUGACACGAGCUGGCGCGGGGACGCGGCGCGCGCUAACUUUCGUCGCCAUUCACUUUAGUUGCACGUCUCGAUUUUUUUGUUUUUUUUGGGGGGGGGGCGACCCGCCGAGGACCCGCCGAUACUACCGGUCGACCGAGGCGUUUGGCGUGGUUAAACGCAGACAACCGACGCGGGAGCGCAGCCGGAACCGCUAAAUUUGUGGUCCCUUAAAAAAAGGGGCGAAAUAAACAGUGAUCUAACUUGGUGUGUUGGAGGAGAAGGACCCCCCCUGGCCCCCUCCCCCCCCCCAGUCCCCCUGAACUGAAAUGGAGGAGUGGAGACAAUGUGGGCGAUGGUUGAUAGACUGCAAGGUUUUGCCCCCAAACCACCGGGUCGUGUGGCCGUCCGCGGCCGUCUUCGACUUGGCACAGGCCCUCCGGGACGGGGUGCUCCUAUGCCAGAUGUUGCACAACCUCUCGCCGGGGUCAGUGGACCUAAAGGAGAUCAACUUCAGACCCCAGAUGUCACAGUUUCUGUGUUUGAAGAACAUCCGGACAUUUCUGAAGGUGUGCCAUGACAAGUUUGGCCUGAGGAACAGCGAGCUGUUCGACCCCUUCGACCUGUUCGACGUGAGGGACUUCGGCAAGGUGAUCUCGGCUCUGUCGAGGAUCUCGCACCACAGCAUCGCACAGAUCAAAGGCAUCAGACCCUUCCCAUCGGAGGACACAGCUCUGAACGAGGAUGAUGUGUAUCGAAGCCUUGAGGAGCUGGCAGAUGAGCACGACCUGGGUGAGGAUGACAUAUAUGACUGCGUGCCAUGCGAAGAUGAUGGGGAUGACAUCUAUGAGGACAUUAUCAAGGUGGAAGUACGACAACCCAUGAAAACUGGCAUGACAGAAGAGGACAAGAGAAAUUGCUGCUUAAUGGAGAUCCAAGAGACUGAGUCUAGGUACUACAAGACCUUGGUGGAGAUUGAGAAGAAUUACAUGAACCCUCUGAAGCAAGUUGUCAGUCCUCAAGACAUGGACGCCAUCUUUGUCAACCUGGAGGAUAUGGUGAAGGUCCACUUUGACCUUCUAAGGGCGAUCGAGCUGAACAUGUCCAACGGAGGAAAUAACCUAGGAAAGAUCUUCUUUGACUUCAAGGAAAGGUUUUUGAUCUACGGCCAGUACUGCAGCCAAGUGGAGAACGCCCAGAAGACACUGGCUGAUCUCAUUAUGAAAAGAGAGGAUGUCAAGAUAAAAGUAGAGGAGUGCACUAUGAAAGUCCAGAAAGGGAAGUUCAAGUUGCAAGAUCUGCUUUUGGUGCCUAUGCAGAGGGUGCUGAAGUAUCACUUGCUGCUGAAGGAGCUUUUGAGUCACACAUUUGACCAGCCGGAAAUACAGCAGCUCAAGCAGGCACUGGAAGCUAUGCAGGACCUGGCUAUGUACAUCAACGAAGUCAAAAGGGACAACGAAACACUGAAGAAAAUUUGUGAAUUCCAAAGUUCAAUUGAAAACCUUCAGCAGGUGAGACUGGAGGAAUAUGGAAGGCCAAAGAUAGACGGAGAACUGAAGGUGUCCUCUAUCGUCAACCGAACAAAGCAGGACCGGUAUAUAUUUUUGUUUGAUAAAGUAGUCAUCGUCUGCAAGAGAAAAGGCUACAGCUAUGAGCUUAAAGAGAUUAUUGAACUGGAGUCAUACAAAAUUUCUGAUGACCCCACGAACAACAGCAGAGACAUGAGGAAGUGGUCAUACGGUUUCUACCUGAUCCAUCUGCAAGGGAAGCAGGGCUUCCAAUUCUUCUGUAAAACUGAGGAGACCAAGAGGAAGUGGAUGGAGCAGUUUGAGAUGGCAAUGUCCAACAUCAAGCCAGAGAGAGCCACAGCCAAUCAGCAUAACUUCCAGAUGCAUACAUUCGAUGAAAAUACCAACUGUCAGGCCUGCAAGAUGCUGCUGAGGGGUAUCUUCUAUCAAGGGUACUACUGCUCUCGUUGUGGGGCAGGAGUACAUAAAGAGUGCCUGGAAGUUAUCACCAUCUGCAAAAUCAAUCCCCUUGAUUUGGAACCUGGGAUGUCAUCAGGUCCAAAGAUGGUGGCAGUGAGGAACUACCACGGAACACCAACCCCUCCAGGAAAACCUGCACUCUCUUUCCAAACAGGAGACUUCAUUGAGUUAAUGAAGGGAGACCCUGAUACCUCCUGGUGGGAGGGAAAGCUGAUUCAAACCCAGAAGAGUGGCUUUUUCCCCAGUUCCUGUGUAAAGCCUUAUUUGGACCCCAAGCCGUCCCAGUCAUUCCCAAGCCGGCAGUCCUCGAGGGAAACCGAUUACCAUGGAUAUCCUUGGUUUGCGGGGAACAUGGAGCGGCAGCACGCCGACAACCUGUUAAAGUCCCAGAGCAACGGCACCUACCUGAUCAGAGAGCGGACGUCCGAGGGGGAGAGGUUCGCCAUCAGCAUCAAAUUCAAUGAUGAAGUGAAGCACAUCAAAGUCAUUGAGAAAGACAGCUGGAUCCACAUAACCGAGGCUACGAAGUUUGAGAGUCUCCUGGAGCUAGUGGAGUAUUACCAGUCACAUUCACUGAAAGAGAGCUUCAAGCUGUUAGAUACGACACUGCGCUACGCAUACAAGUCCAAAGCACGCUCCAUAGGCCGGGGCAAAUCCCGCAAUACAGCGCUCACGCCACGGGUGGUCAGCACGGCGGUAGCCAGGUACAACUUUGCAUCGCGAGACAUGAGGGAGCUGUCACUUCGAGAAGGAGACGUCGUGAAGAUUUACAACAAGAUCGGCGGAGAUAAAGGCUGGUGGAAGGGAGAGGCCAACGGACGAAUUGGGUGGUUCCCCUCCACCUACGUGGAUGAAGAAGGAGCGCAGUAAGGCUUGGACAUCGCCGGCUCCCCUUCGAGUCAGAGCCCACCUACCGGUCCACAAGUCCUCAGAGCAAACUACCUUGUCUCCAGGAGAACACCACAAAGAAAGAGGAGAAAGACAACAAAACAAAACUUUUUUGCUGGAUCCUUUGCAGUGAGCGUUUCUACUCUUUUCUACUUUGUUUCUAUUUUUUUUUUUGGUAGGAUGUCCUGUUUGAUUUCUGUAUGGAGAAAAACAAAAGGCUCUCGGUCUGUCAGUCUCCGGGUGCGCUUAAGAGGCUAUGCUGUGCCGAACAUAGAAAGAUACAGCAGCAGAGACCAAGAGACCGACCGGACCGUCUGGACGGUAAAGUCUCCCCUCUCCGUCUGGAAGGUAGAGUCUCCCCUCUCCGUCUGGAAGGUAGAGUCUCCCCUCACCGUCUGGAAGGUAGAGUCUCCCCUCUCCGUCUGGAAGGUAGAGUCUCCCCUCUCUGUCUGGA